AUGCCACCAACACGCACCCGCGAUGCUGCAAAGGCAUCCAAAGAGCACCGGACCGAUUCCGCAAUCAAGAAGCGCAAGGGUUUCAGCGUAGGCCCGGCCAAUCUCCCCGAUGGCACCUAUCGGCGCAAGACCCAAAAAAUUAAGGAGGACCUGAUCCAAAAGGCCAAGGUGAAGAAAGCCUACGCCAAAAUCAAAGCACAGGAACUCGCUGCCGGCGCACCAAAGUCUGUUUACGCCCUUGCCGAUGAGGAGAAGGAAACCACACAGCCUCAGGAGGAGGCAGAGCCUGCCUCAACAGAACUCCACCCCGCCCGUAUGGCUAUGUUGAAUGAGCCGGAGCCUGAGCCAGAACGCGCUCCUGCGCCCAGACAAGAACGGCGCCCACGGAAGGAAGGUGGACAGCAGAGGGAGCGAAAACAGAAACACUCGGCAUUUGCGAAGGAGAUAGAGAUUGCAGAGCAGCGACGGAAAGCUUUCGAGGCCCGACAGAAGGAAGUUGAGGCCAAACAGAAAGAAAGGGAGUUGAUGAACCGUGCUAAGAGGCCGGAUCAGUUUGGCAAACGGAGAUUGGGAAGAGAAAGCAAUGCGCUUUUGAGUCGAAUUCAGCGCAUGGUUGGACAGCCAUAA
This is a messenger RNA of Penicillium verhagenii, 627 nucleotides long. RefSeq lists its product as uncharacterized. NCBI's taxonomy places the organism in Eukaryota, Fungi, Ascomycota, Eurotiomycetes, Eurotiales, Aspergillaceae. The transcript has 2 exons. The coding region runs from base 1 to 627 and encodes 208 amino acids. The record is from RefSeq and is a predicted model, not a curated record.